Letharia lupina is the source of this 411-nucleotide messenger RNA. RefSeq lists its product as uncharacterized. Bases 1 to 411 code for a protein of 136 amino acids. The transcript is spliced from 2 exons. NCBI's taxonomy places the organism in Eukaryota, Fungi, Ascomycota, Lecanoromycetes, Lecanorales, Parmeliaceae. The record is from RefSeq and is a predicted model, not a curated record.
AUGGAACUAGGACCCGGCGGUUACAUCCAAUGGACCGAACACGACAAGAAUGACAUCACGCCCAUCGCUGCUUCUUCCACUCAGCCCACCACCGCCGCCCAAGCCUUCAUCGACCUCGAGCAAAAUCCUUUCGCAAACUAUAAUGCACGCUGGGUUUUCGACAUUGGCCCCACAAUGACUUCAGUUGGACUGGAAGUGGUUGCACAUGACCGCAUGCAGGUAAGACGAAGUCUGCUUAUGCAGAUGAACGAGCUGCAUCUACUCUCGCUGAUGGAUGUGCCAACGGGGCUGAGCGAGGCGGUGGACCAGUUCCGCGACAAACAUCUGGAGGGGCUGAUGGAAGAGUAUGGUAAGGGGGUAUCGACGGUCGAUGGGUUUGUGUGUGUAGUGGGGAAAAAGCCUGAGGUUUAG